This is a messenger RNA of Cynara cardunculus var. scolymus (artichoke), 1080 nucleotides long. RefSeq names its product pyridoxal phosphate homeostasis protein-like. NCBI's taxonomy places the organism in Eukaryota, Viridiplantae, Streptophyta, Magnoliopsida, Asterales, Asteraceae. Gene Ontology annotation, cellular component: intracellular anatomical structure. Gene Ontology annotation, molecular function: pyridoxal phosphate binding. The record is from RefSeq and is a predicted model, not a curated record.
GACAAUUCUUAGGCCCACAUCUGAAAAGAAUGAAAGAGGAGAAUACGGGGAGAUCCGCAACAUAGACGCUAUCUGACAACGGCAGCUUCCGCCAUGGACGGCGUUGCAGCGGCGGCGGCUCUUAGGUCAGUCCUUCACCGCGUAAAGCAAGCAGCCGAAAGAUCCUCUCGUGCUUCUGAUCGGAUCAGAGUCGUCGCCGUAAGUAAAACUAAGCCCGUAUCACUCCUCCGCGAAGUAUACGAUGCCGGUCACCGUUCUUUUGGUGAGAACUACGUCCAGGAAAUCAUCGAGAAAGCACCUCAGCUUCCUGAAGAUAGGUGGCAUUUUAUUGGGAAUUUACAGAGCAAUAAAGUGAAACCUCUAUUGACUGGGGUACCAAAUCUUGUUAUGGUGGAGACUGUAGAUGAUGAGAAGAUUGCAAAUAAUCUUGAUCGGGUUAUCGGAAACAUUGGCAGGAAACCUUUGAAGGUGUUGGUCCAGGUGAAUACAAGUGGAGAAACAUCAAAAUUUGGAGUUGACCCUGAUGGGUGCUUGGAGCUUGUGAAACAUGUUACUUCAAGCUGCCCAAACCUCGAGUUUUGUGGCUUAAUGACAAUUGGGAUGCCUGAUUAUUCUUCAACUCCAGAGAACUUCAAGACAUUAGCCAAGUGUAGAACCGAGGUAUGCAACGCACUUGGAAUACCCGAGGAGCAAUGUGAACUGUCAAUGGGCAUGUCUGGUGACUUUGAGUUGGCUAUUGAAAUGGGCAGCACCAAUGUGAGAAUUGGAUCCACCAUUUUUGGAGCAAGGGAAUACCCUAAAAAGCAAUGAACGAAAAAUCAGUUUUCGUGUCAUCGAUUCAAUCUUCAAACAUAUGAAAUUAUGAAUAAGCCUGAAGAGACGGAAUAUGCUAUUCUGCACCCUCACAGUUGAGAGGUGUGUGCGGGUUCUUAAGCCAAAAUCAUCGUGGCUUAUGGAAACCACUAAUUGUGAUUGUGUUGUUUGAAACUGUCGGGUUUUUGUGUGAUUUUUUACCGCAAUGGUAAUAAAUGAAACAUAAAGAUCAUUUGAAGGUAUGAUAAAUUGCAGGAAAGUUAUGUC